AUGAACAAAACUCACCCCCAGAGAAAUGGUGAUGUAGCUACUUUUGAUUCAACAAAGUCCUUCUCUGAAGAAAAAGGUCUCUGCCGGCCCCGCAGUGCCUGCACGGGUUGCACAUGGAGACGCGCCUGCAUCUCUGCUGCAGCACUGCUCGUCCUCGUGGCCACCGUGGGCUUGGCGGUGGCACUGGGACUCCUGCUGCGGGCACCAGUGAACCACUUCUGUGCAGCCUCCAAUAACCGGACGGGCUUCUUGUGCGACGACAGAGUGACCUGCAUCCCGGCCAGCCAGGUCUGCAACAGAGUCAGCAACUGCAGGCACGGCGAGGAUGAGCAGGAGGAACUCUGCGGUGACUUGCCCCGCAGCCUCCCGGGACACCUGGUUUUCCACUGCAGUAACCCUGCGCACUGGGUCUAUGCCGAUCAGAGGUGUAAUGGGCUGAACGACUGCGGAGACUGCUCUGACGAGACGGGGAGCUUGGCCGCCUGCCCCCCGUGCGGGUCGGAGUGGUGGAGCUGCAGCCCGGUGCUCCAUGAGUACUGUUCCUGUGUGCCCAGGAGGCUGUGCCGGGACGGCGUCCAGCACUGCCUCGACUGGUCCGAUGAGUAUGUCUGCAGACCGUGA
Molecule: messenger RNA, 621 nt
Organism: Pterocles gutturalis (yellow-throated sandgrouse)
Lineage: Eukaryota; Metazoa; Chordata; Aves; Pterocliformes; Pteroclidae
Gene: LDLRAD1
Product: low density lipoprotein receptor class A domain containing 1
Exons: 6
Coding region: 1-621 (206 amino acids)
Cellular component (GO): plasma membrane
Molecular function (GO): protein binding
Source: RefSeq, a predicted model, not a curated record